AUGGCAAAUCCUUCGAUAACGGUAGGCACGUCUGAACGUACGUACGAUUCGACGGCGCGCGACGCAUUGGUGAAUCCGUACGGCGCCCGAUACGCGACGAUCGCAGAUGCAGAUGCGAUCGAUCAGGUGGUAAAAGAAGCGUUCGGCGCUUCAGCGCCUAAAUCGUCCGCGGCGAGGGACAUCAAGCGCGCUAACACGACGUACAUCGUGGCAACGAAAGGUCGUGGGGAUAAUGGUUCGUUCGAACAUUCUGAUGGAGAAGUGAGUGGCGGGUGGUCAAGUAAGUUUCGUUCGAUAUUCUCGUCUUCGAUUGGAAACUCAGAAUUGGAGCAAUCGGCGAGCAAGAUAGUUGGGUUGGUGGGUAUCUGGACCGCGGUAGAUCAAGCGCACAUUGUCGUGAUCGCGACCCGACCGAGCGAACGCGGCAAAGGCGUGGGGGAAUUGCUGCUGAUCGCCACGAUUUCCGAAGCCGUGAAGACCGGCGCGACGAAUGCGACGUUAGAGGUCCGAAAAUCCAACCUUGUUGCGCGUUCCCUGUAUCGGAAAUAUGGUUUUGCGGAUGUUGGGGUACGGCACAAGUAUUACCACGACAACCGCGAGGACGCCAUCAUCAUGUCGACACCUUCAUUUUCGAACUUGGAUUACCGCCGUUCUUUGAAGAGUCGGUGCCUCGCCUACAUCGCCUCUCGGGGAGAGACCGAGUUGCAGUUCGAUCUCAUUCCACGUCUAACCCUGUCCGACUAG
This is a messenger RNA of Geodia barretti, 744 nucleotides long. The record is from the annotation of a GenBank genome assembly. NCBI's taxonomy places the organism in Eukaryota, Metazoa, Porifera, Demospongiae, Tetractinellida, Geodiidae.